This is a messenger RNA of Emericellopsis atlantica, 1525 nucleotides long. RefSeq lists its product as uncharacterized. The transcript is spliced from 2 exons. The record is from RefSeq and is a predicted model, not a curated record. Lineage: Eukaryota; Fungi; Ascomycota; Sordariomycetes; Hypocreales; Bionectriaceae. Bases 1 to 1353 code for a protein of 450 amino acids.
AUGACCCCCGAAAAGCCGGGGGAAACUGAUGGAGAGCAGUGCGUUCAUCACGACCCCUGGCCUACGCUGGUCGACGGCCAGCACUGGGAUGGCACCGGCCUUCUCACCCGCGUCCACCAGCAGCAGAGCCCCUUUGGCAGUCACUUCAACGUCAAGGCGCUCAUCCACGAGAUCGAGCAGGCCCUCGGCGCGACCAUCGAGGACGUCCCGCUCGUCACCCACGGCGCCAACCACUUUGGCUUCUGCGUCCGCCUCCAUGAUCAGCGCAUCAUCGUGGCGCGUGUCUCGCGCGGUGACCUGAACAAGACUGGCUUCGACGCGCAUGCCAUGGUCGAGCAGAUGAUGCAUGACCGUUUCGAACUCGACGCGUACGAUGCCUUGUCGGUCCUGGGGUACCCCUUUGACUGCCGUCCUCUGCAUCAUCGGGACCCUAUUCGCGCGGGAAGCGAUUUCUAUCAGACAAAUCAAGGUCGACGACUGUUCCUAUUCCAGAAGGCCGGCGGCUUCACGUACGACUACCCAAGAUGGAGAAUCUUAAACACCCGUCAGAAGGUGUGGGAACGGAGCCUUGGGGAGCCCAUUGAAGACUGCCCGAUCUCCGUCCAGCCGAGUCGCGAAUUCUGCAUCGCUCUCUUGACGGCCAAGAUUGAGGCCACUCUGGGCCACCGCGGCCGAGAUAUCGAUCUGGACAAGGGGUUUCACGCACACAAACCUGAACUGGAGGCGGCGCGAGAGGCGCUCCUCCGCUUGGUCCCCCGCGUUCUGCCCCGGUCGACGACGCGGCUGUCGGAGGAGAAGCUGUACCGCUUCGUGCUCGACCACGGUGAUUUCGGCGUGCACAACAUGACCAUUGACAAGGACGACACGGGUCAGCCGUACGUCACAUCGGUGUACGAUUGGGAGGGCGGCAGCGUCGUGCCCGCCAUCUUGUCGGAGCCCAAGAUGGUGACCACCGUCGACCUUGUCAUUGACGGAAGAGGCAAGCCCUCCAUCAGCCGCUGGGGCGACGGUGACACGCCCGACAAGAUGGCCCAGUAUAGAAGGUGGACCAAGCACUACUACAAGGUUUGUACAGUCCUUGAGUCACUCUUCAAGGCUAAUUUUCUACUCAAGGUCCUAUUCGCCGAAGCCCCUGACUACAAGCGCAUCAUCCAUGCUGGUCUCGAUGCACGCCGUAUCUGGUUCGGCUUGAGGGACGACCAGGCGGCCAGCCAUCCGGACGCACACUUCGCGCAGCUCGGGGACUGGGCGAGGAAGAGGAACCGCGAGCUCGAUCUGGAGUAUGACUGGGUGGGCAUGAUCUGCGGUCACUCUGUUCCCAAAGCUCGCAAUGCUGAGAAGACGUUGGUCUGAAUGUGUCCAAGCUGUCAGAUUGGGGAUGCAUCUAGACAUAUCCCAGCAUGUGAGCUUAGUGCUACAUAGCACUCUGAAGACAACCUUAUUAGAUCAUUGUAACAGAGCAUACAAUGUUCGACUCGUAUCGCAAAGCUAUGCUCACAGCUGGUCAAUCAUUAUCAAUCAUUAA